Bipolaris sorokiniana ND90Pr is the source of this 690-nucleotide messenger RNA. RefSeq lists its product as uncharacterized. Lineage: Eukaryota; Fungi; Ascomycota; Dothideomycetes; Pleosporales; Pleosporaceae. The transcript has a single exon. The record is from RefSeq and is a predicted model, not a curated record. The coding region runs from base 92 to 664 and encodes 190 amino acids.
CAUUUCAAAAGCAGUUCUUGGUCUCUGCAGCACUUGCUUUCGGGUUUUCUUCAUCUCUGGCAAUUGCGGGCUAUGAUACCUCUUACACGCGAUGUGGCAGGUGCCAGCAAUAAGUAUGGAUAACACCACUUGUUUCUGGCCUUCCCUUGGUCUACCUUCAGGUGUUUUCUGGUGGAUCCAUCGUCCACGUUCUGAUUCGGCGCGCGCAUUCCUGGCACAGCAUCUUUCAAGCUUGUCUUUCCCGCACCUUCACUCGUCUCGUUUCACUUUGUAUGCUCCUUUGUCAAUUAUCUUCAUCUUGGUGUGCGGCGCUUUAGCUGAGCAGCAUGCAUUAUUCGAGGCAGCAGCCUUUUUUUUUCCUUCCCUUUCUUUUCUUUUUCCAAGCCUUCAUAUUGAGGGAGGACUAGUCGUGUUGUUCUAUCGGCGGCAAGAAAAGGUCGCAUAUGUUUACGCGGCUUCCUUGUUUUUACGAGUAGAAGAUAUCAGGCAUGGGUCAGCAUUAGGGCUGACAAAAGAACGAUGUUGUUGCAGCAGUCGGAAUGGUAGAACUGGGACGGGGGCACCCGAAUCGGCUCCUUCCUUACCUCCUCUGGGAGAAGGUGCUAUGUCUACUAUCCUAAGCUCAUUAGUAUCGCUCAGCGAAAUGACGAUAAACUCUCUGUAAUGAAAUGUAUAUUCUCAAUGUCUCAA